AUGCCUACAGACCACAACAACCAAGUAACAUUUAGCCCCAUAAAAUGCGUCCAGAUUAAUCUACAAAGAGCGCAGGCAGCGACAUCUCAAGCAGUCACUCAUGCAACAUCCCACGAUGCAGAUCUACUCCUGAUACAGGAACCUUAUUGUAGAGAGGGUCAAGUAGCAAGCCUUCCCAUAUCGUGGAAAGUCUAUCAGCGUAAAGCAGAAACUAACGAACAAUCCCCCAGAGCCGCAAUAGCAUGCACCAACCCAUCCUGGUCUCCACUAGUCAUCAAGCAAGAACGAGACUUCGUUGCCAUCUUACUAGCAUUCAAUAACGCACAGUACAUAAUAGCUUCAAUUUACUCUUCCCCAACGGACAGUAUCACUGGCACCACCUCAAACAUUCUUGACACCAUACAACGAUGCCCUUCAACCCCUCUGCUUCUUAGUGGUGAUUUUAAUGCGCAUAACACCAUAUGGGGAUAUGCAGAUACUACGAUGAAGGGACAAGAGCUUGAGGACUUUCUGGCAGCCAAUAACAUUCAUCUCUUAACUACACCCGAUUCCCCACCUACAUUUGAUAAUAUCUAUCAUGUGGGCUUGCCAGAUCUCACCCUCUGUUCAAGCAGCAUCGCAAACCUAGUGCAGGACUGGACUGUGGUCGAUGAUGAGAGCUGCUCCGAUCACAAAUACCUUCACUUUCUCAUAAACUGUGACACGAAAAUCACAGUCCUACGUAGGUUCAGGCUUCCAGGCAACAAGAUCCGCCCCCUCAGUCGCUCCUUCACACGCAUCUUAAGUAAUGAGGAAAACAACCUUGCGCUUCACAACAGCUCAGAAGGCAUGGAGAUUUUCACAGACCGACUACUUGAAAACCUUAAAGCAGCCUGUAGUGAAAUACUCCCCACACGCAGAGCAAAGAAAAUAAUAAGAAAAUACAAGGAGUUAAGUGGUGGACGAAAGAGCUCAGACAACAACGGCAAAAAUGCAGAGCUAUCAGACGCCGCAUACGUACCACCACCAAUGAAGACAGGAAAAAUCCAACUGUUGGCGACAUUCCGCAAAGAGCGCGCUCUUUAG
This is a messenger RNA of Stegodyphus dumicola, 1065 nucleotides long. RefSeq lists its product as uncharacterized. The record is from RefSeq and is a predicted model, not a curated record. Lineage: Eukaryota; Metazoa; Arthropoda; Arachnida; Araneae; Eresidae.